Molecule: messenger RNA, 1026 nt
Organism: Aspergillus nidulans FGSC A4
Lineage: Eukaryota; Fungi; Ascomycota; Eurotiomycetes; Eurotiales; Aspergillaceae
Product: RTA1 domain-containing protein
Exons: 1
Coding region: 1-1026 (341 amino acids)
Cellular component (GO): membrane
Source: RefSeq, a predicted model, not a curated record
AUGAUGGAAACAUUGCCAACAAACCAGACCCUCCUCGAGGACCCGUCCCUCUGCACCCUCGACACAUGCCCGCUUUCCAUGGCCUCCUUCGAAUAUAUCCCCAAGCUGUGGGCGCAGAUCCUGUUCAUGGCGCUGUUCGGCUUGGCCUUCGUCGUCCAACUCUUCCUCGGCAUCCGAUACAAGACAUACACGUUUAUGGUUGCGAUGGUGCUAGGCCUGGCAGGAGAAGUGGUUGGGUACGGCGGCCGAGUCUCGCUUCACGAUAACCCGUUUAACGACGACGCGUUCUUACAAUACUUGGUCUCGCUCACGAUCGCCCCCGCGUUCCUGACGGCGGCGAUCUACCUCACGCUCUCGCGGAUCGUCGUCGCGUACGGCGAGCGUAUCUCCUUCUUCAAGCCCAGAACAUACACGAUCACCUUCAUCACGUUCGACUUCAUCGCCCUUCUUCUUCAAGCGGUCGGCGGCGCCAUUGCUUCUACUGCCGACGACGACGAUAGGGAUAUGACCGACCUCGGCAUCAACAUCAUGAUCGCCGGUCUGGCAUGGCAGGUUGCCAGUCUGCUCAUCUUCAUUGCCAUGUCCACCUAUUUCUUCCUGCGCGUGCGCAAGGCCCCGGGGGCAGACUUAAACCUUAACUUUGACACCCUGCGCCGAAGCCGCUACUUCAAGGGUAGUCUAUGGGGUCUCUCCAUUGCCACGAUUGUAAUCCUCGUCCGGUCGAUCUUCCGAUGCGCCGAGCUGUCGGAGGGAUUCGACGGCGAAUUGGCCAACGAUGAAGUUACAUUUAUGAUCCUCGAAGCGGCAAUGAUAGGGAUCGCAGCUAUUUGCCUCACGGUCUUCCACCCCGGCGUUGUCUGGAAGGGGCAGUGGAACCAGGCGGUUUGGUCCACUCGGGGUAAGAGUGGGAAGACUUAUGCCAAGGCUUCAACUGCAGACGGGGAUUCGGAGGUUUCGUUAAGGAGCAUGGGCAUGCAGGCGCGGACGGCUUAUCCUGAGACGUCUUAUCAGCCUUACAACCCCUAG